This is a messenger RNA of Lycium barbarum (goji berry), 1407 nucleotides long. RefSeq lists its product as uncharacterized. The transcript has a single exon. Bases 257 to 1165 code for a protein of 302 amino acids. Lineage: Eukaryota; Viridiplantae; Streptophyta; Magnoliopsida; Solanales; Solanaceae. The record is from RefSeq and is a predicted model, not a curated record.
UUCUUUUCCUUUCUUCUCUUCUCCUAAGUUGCAAAUAUUACGGUGAGAGAGAGAAAUAGAGAAUCAUAUUUAAUACACUUACCUUACAUGUUUGCUGUCAGGAAAGAGGAUUUAUAGUUCCUUCUUCCUCUGAAAUUUCCCAAUCAGAAUAAUUCCAAAACAAGUCCUUCCAAAUCUCUCUUUUAUUUCUUUCUAUUAAAAAGCCAUAACCCUCCAUUUCUUCAGAUCCCUUCUCAUUAUUAUUUUUUUCAAGAAAAUGAGAGACUUUGCUUCUUGUUUCAAUGAAUAUGCUGUACAAGUCUCUGAUACUUCUUGUUCUAGUUACUCAAAUUCUGCUUGUAUCCCUCCCUCUAAUUUAAUCCCUUCAGUACAAAACACAGUCAAUUGUUUGUACAAAGUCACUUUGUCCAAUAAAAAGCAAGUCUUGAUCACAAUUUCUUGGACCAAAACAAAUGUAACACAAGGCCUAAGUGUGCACUUUGGUGAUGACCCUUCAAGCGUCUUCAAACUCAACACGAAUUCGCGUCUUUUUAGGAAGAAAAAGGGAAGCAAAUCAAUGGAUUUGGAUCAUUACAAGGUUGAAAUUUUCUGGGAUUUGUGUGCAGCCAGGUAUUUAACAGGUCCUGAACCAAUUGAUGGAUAUUAUUUACUUGUCACAGUUGACUCACAACUUGGCCUAAUUCUUGGUGACAUGGCUGAAGAAGCAUCACUAAGGAAAUUGAAAAAUGGAAAUCCUAUGGCAAAGUUCUCAUUAAUUUCAAGACAAGAACACUUUUCUGGCAACACCCUUUAUUCAACUAAGGCUCAAUUUUGUGACAAUGGCAACAUUCAUGAUGUUUUAAUUCGUUGUAGCGGCGAAAAUGAAGGUCUAAAGCAUCCAGUUUUAUCAGUUUAUAUUGAUAAGAAGAUGGUGAUUAGAGUUAAAAGGCUGCAAUGGAACUUCAGGGGAAAUCAGAGUAUUUUUGUGGAUGGAUUGCUUGUUGAUUUAAUGUGGGAUGUUCAUGAUUGGUUCUUUAAUCCAGCUUCUGGUAUUGCACUUUUUAUGUUUAGGACAAGAAGUGGAAUGGAUAGCAGAUUGUGGCUAGAUGAUAAAGACAAAUUGCUACUAAAAGGUCAAGAUAAGGUUGAAUUCUCAUUGCUGAUCUAUGCCUCUAAGAGCACAUAAUUGAAAGUUUUUUUUUCUCUUCCAAUUUUUCUGUCUUCUUUAAUUGAACCCCAUUCAUGUGAAUUUUCUCCUUUAAAACUUCAUCCCUCAUGAAAGGAAUUAGAGGGAAAAAAAGGAAAAAAAAUUAAUUAUGUUCUGAUCUUUGAUAGAAUGGAAAUAACUUGAAGAAUUAUUCUUUCAGAUUUGACAUUGUAUAUUGUACUUUUGUGGCUCUAAGAAAUAUAAACAGAUUGUUGCUUUUA